ACGGCGGCCGCGAGGGGCUCCUCCCCCCUCCCCUCAGACGGGGCGAGGGCGGCGAUGGCGCGUCCGGCGGAGGCGGCUGCGGGCGCCGCUCCGGCCCCUCUGCCCCCUCGGUGCCCUGGCCGCGGCCGGGGCUGUGAGUAGGGCCCGCACAGACAUGAGGCAUCUAUUAACAAGCUAAAAGUGACAGAACCAUGGCUCAGUUUCCAACACCUUUUGGGGGCAACCUGGAUAUCUGGGCUAUUACUGUGGAGGAGAGAGCGAAACAUGAUCAACAGUUCCAUAGUCUGAAACCAACUGCUGGAUUUAUCACUGGUGAUCAAGCCAGGAACUUUUUUUUCCAAUCUGGGUUACCUCAGCCAGUGCUAGCACAGAUAUGGGCUCUAGCUGACAUGAACAAUGAUGGGAGGAUGGAUCCCCUGGAGUUUUCCAUAGCUAUGAAACUCAUCAAACUGAAGCUCCAGGGUUACCAGCUGCCCGCUGCGCUGCCGCCCGUCAUGAAGCAGCCGCCCCUCGCCCUGCCCGGUGCCCCAGGAUUUGGUCUCGGGGGCAUUGCCAACAUGCCAUCCCUCAGCACUGUGGCCCCGGUGCCCAUGGCAUCCAUCCCCGUGGUGGGGAUGUCCCCCCCGCUGGUGUCCUCUGUCCCCGCCGCCGUCCCUCCCCUGGCUAACGGAGCUCCUGCUGUCAUCCAGCCCCUGCCUGCUUUCGCUCACCCCGCCACUUUGCCAAAGAGUUCUUCCUUCAGCCGCUCCGGGCCGGGAGCUCAGCUCAACGCAAAGCUGCAGAAGGCACAAUCCUUCGACGUGGCCAGCUCUCCUGCCGUGGCAGAGUGGGCAGUGCCUCAGUCCUCACGGCUCAAGUACCGGCAGCUCUUCAACAGCCACGACAAAACCAUGAGUGGACACUUGACAGGCCCCCAAGCAAGAACGAUUCUCAUGCAGUCAAGUUUACCCCAGACUCAGCUGGCUACAAUAUGGAAUCUCUCUGACAUUGAUCAAGAUGGGAAGCUGACAGCUGAGGAGUUUAUCCUGGCUAUGCACCUCAUUGAUGUAGCAAUGUCUGGUCAGCCACUGCCACCUGCACUGCCCCCAGAGUACAUCCCACCUUCAUUCAGAAGAGUCCGCUCUGGCAGUGGGAUUUCUGCUGCCAGUUCAGUGUCUGUAGACCAAAGGCUACCAGAAGAACCAGCACUGGAAGAAGAACAGCAGCAACUGGAAAAGAAAUUACCAGUGACGUUCGAGGACAAGAAGCGGGAGAACUUUGAGCGCGGUAACCUGGAGCUGGAGAAGCGGCGGCAGGCGCUGCUGGAGCAGCAGCGCAAGGAGCAGGAGCGGCUGGCACAGCUGGAGAGGGCCGAGCAGGAGAGGAAGGAGCGCGAGCGGCAGGAGCAGGAGCGCAAGCGGCAGCUGGAGCUGGAGAAGCAGCUGGAGAAGCAGCGCGAGCUGGAGCGGCAGCGCGAGGAGGAGAGGAGGAAGGAGAUCGAGAGGAGAGAGGCUGCCAAACGGGAGCUGGAGAGGCAGAGGCAGCUGGAGUGGGAGCGCAACCGGCGGCAGGAGCUGCUGAACCAGAGGAACAAAGAGCAGGAGGACAUCGUGGUGCUGAAGGCAAAGAAGAAAACCCUGGAGUUCGAGCUGGAGGCUCUGAAUGAUAAAAGGAACCAGUUGGAGGGGAAGCUUCAGGAUAUCAGGUGUCGGCUGUCGACCCAAAGACAAGAAAUUGAAAGUACAAAUAAAUCCAGAGAACUCAGAAUUGCAGAAAUCACCCAUUUACAGCAGCAGCUACAGGAGUCCCAGCAGAUGCUGGGCAGGCUGAUUCCAGAGAAGCAGCUGCUCAAUGAUCAGCUCAAGCAAGUCCAGCAGAACAGUUUGCACAGGGAUUCCCUUCUCACCAUCAAAAGAGCCUUGGAGGCCAAGGAACUGGCACGGCAACAGCUCCGGGACCAGCUGGAUGAGGUGGAGAAAGAAACCAGAUCUAAACUGCAGGAAAUUGAUAUUUUCAAUAAUCAGCUGAAGGAGCUGAGAGAAAUCCAUAACAAACAGCAGCUCCAGAAGCAGAAGAGCUUGGAAGCUGAGAGGUUGAAACAGAAGGAGCAGGAAAGGAAGACAGUGGAGCUGGAAAAGCAAAAAGAAGCUCAGAGGCGGAUCCAGGACCGGGACAAACCGCGGCUGGAGCGGGGACAGCCAGAGGAGGAGCCACAGUGGCAAAAAAAAAUCCAGGAAGAUGACAAGCAAAAAAGGGAAGAACUCCCCAAGAAGAAGGAAAGUGAGGAUAAGGGGAAACAGGAAAUGCAGGAGAAGCUGAGUAAACUCUUCCAGCCCCACCAGGAGCCGAACAAGCCCGGCCAGGCUCCGUGGUCCAACGCAGAGAAAGCUCCUCUAACCAUUUCUGCUCAGGAGGAUGUAAAAAUAGUGUAUUACAGAGCUCUGUAUCCUUUUGAAUCCAGAAGCCACGACGAGAUCACCAUCCAGCCUGGAGACAUCGUCAUGGUGGAUGAAAGCCAGACUGGAGAGCCAGGGUGGCUCGGUGGAGAACUGAAGGGGAAAACUGGAUGGUUCCCUGCAAACUAUGCAGAGAAAAUUCCGGACAGUGAAGUUCCAGCCUCUGCCAAGCCCGCGGCCGAGCCCUCUGCUGCUCCCAAAGUGUCUGUGCAGGAAACCUCCACUCCCCUGGGAGCCCCUGCCCCUGCAGAGGCUCCUGCAGCAGCCAACAACUGGGCAGACUUCAGCUCCACCUGGCCAGCAAACAGCAGUGAGAAGCCAGAGAGUGACAACUGGGAUGCGUGGGCAGCUCAGCCCUCCCUGACCGUGCCCAGCGCAGGGCAGCUCCGGCAGCGCUCGGCCUUCACUCCUGCCACGGUCACAGGCUCGUCCCCCUCCCCUGUCCUGGGCCAGGGUGAGAAGGUGGAGGGGCUUCAAGCACAGGCCCUGUACCCUUGGAGAGCCAAGAAGGACAACCACCUGAACUUCAACAAGAACGACGUGAUCACCGUGCUGGAGCAGCAGGACAUGUGGUGGUUUGGGGAGGUGCAGGGCCAGAAGGGCUGGUUCCCCAAAUCCUACGUCAAGCUCAUUUCAGGCCCCAUCAGGAAAUCCACCAGCAUGGAUUCUGGUUCCUCAGAAAGUCCUGCUAGUCUGAAAAGAGUAGCAUCCCCAGCAGCCAAGGCAGCGAUGUCAGGGGAAGAGUACAUUGCCAUGUACACCUACGAGAGCUCGGAGCAGGGAGACCUCACUUUCCAACAAGGUGACCUGAUCCUGGUGACAAAGAAAGAUGGUGACUGGUGGACGGGAACGCUGGGUGAUAAAUCAGGAGUUUUCCCAUCUAAUUAUGUGAGACUCAAAGAUUCUGAGGCUCCAGGAGCAGCUGGGAAAACAGGAAGCUUAGGGAAGAAACCUGAAAUUGCCCAGGUUAUUGCCUCUUACACAGCAACAGGCCCAGAACAGCUGACUCUUGCUCCUGGCCAGUUGAUUCUCAUCAGAAAGAAGAAUCCAGGUGGUUGGUGGGAAGGAGAGCUCCAAGCGCGCGGCAAGAAGCGCCAGAUCGGCUGGUUCCCGGCCAACUACGUCAAACUGCUCAGCCCUGGCACCAGCAAGAGCACCCCCACCGAGCUGCCCCGGCCUGCUGCGCCCUCAGUGUGCCAGGUGAUCGGCAUGUACGACUACAGCGCACAGAACGACGACGAGCUGGCCUUCAGCAAGGGCCAGAUCAUCACCGUGCUCAGCAGGGAGGACCCCGACUGGUGGAAGGGAGAGGUGAACGGCCACGUGGGGCUCUUCCCGUCCAACUACGUGAAGCUGACCACGGACACGGACCCGAGCCAGCAGUGGUGUGCAGACCUGCACCUGCUGGACAUGCUGACCCCCACCGAGAGGAAGAGGCAGGGCUACAUCCACGAGCUCAUCGUCACCGAGGAGAACUACGUCAAUGACCUGCAGCUGGUGACAGAGAUCUUCCAGAAACCACUGAUGGAGUCGGAGCUGGUCACAGAAAAAGAAGUUGCCAUGAUUUUUGUUAAUUGGAAGGAGCUGAUUAUGUGCAAUAUCAAACUACUGAAGGCCCUGCGUGUGAGGAAGAAGAUGUCCGGGGAGAAGAUGCCGGUGAAGAUGAUCGGGGACAUCCUGACGGCGCAGCUGCCCCACAUGCAGCCCUACAUCCGCUUCUGCAGCUGCCAGCUCAACGGGGCCGCCCUCAUCCAGCAGAAGACGGACGAGGUGCCCGAGUUCAAGGAGUUUGUCAAGAGGUUAGCAAUGGAUCCUCGCUGUAAAGGAAUGCCACUGUCAAGUUUUCUACUAAAGCCUAUGCAACGGGUAACCAGAUACCCACUAAUAAUUAAAAAUAUCAUCGAGAACACCCCCGAGAACCACCCCGACCACAGCCACCUGCGGCACGCCCUGGAGAAGGCGGAGGAGCUGUGCUCGCAGGUGAACGAGGGCGUGCGCGAGAAGGAGAACUCGGACCGGCUGGAGUGGAUCCAGGCCCACGUGCAGUGCGAGGGGCUCUCCGAGGGCAGCCCCGAUUGUUUCACUUUAUACAGUGCGUUGUUGUUCUUCUUCUACUUUUCGCAGCAACUCGUUUUUAAUUCAGUUACAAACUGCUUGGGACCACGCAAGUUCCUGCACAGCGGGAAGCUCUAUAAAGCCAAGAGUAACAAGGAGCUGUAUGGUUUUCUCUUCAACGACUUCCUCCUCCUCACUCAGAUCAUAAAACCUCUUGGCUCUUCGGGCACAGACAAGGUCUUCAGCCCCAAGUCCAACCUGCAAUACAAAAUGUACAAAACUCCCAUUUUCCUAAACGAGGUACUGGUGAAAUUACCCACAGACCCUUCUGGAGAUGAGCCCAUCUUCCACAUCUCCCACAUUGACAGAGUCUACACACUCCGGGCCGAAAGCAUUAAUGAAAGGACUGCCUGGGUUCAGAAGAUCAAAGCUGCUUCAGAGCUUUACAUAGAGACUGAAAAGAAGAAGAGGGAAAAGGCCUACUUAGUUCGCUCUCAGAGAGCAACAGGCAUCGGGAGGCUGAUGGUGAACGUUGUUGAAGGCAUUGAACUAAAGCCCUGCAGGUCCCACGGAAAGAGCAACCCCUACUGCGAGGUGACCAUGGGCUCCCAGUGCCACAUCACCAAGACCAUCCAGGACACCCUGAACCCCAAGUGGAAUUCCAACUGCCAGUUCUUCAUCAAGGACCUGGAGCAGGACGUGCUGUGCAUCACGGUGUUCGAGCGGGACCAGUUCUCCCCGGAUGACUUUUUGGGCAGGACAGAGAUCCGUGUGGCAGACAUCAAGAAGGACCAGGGUUCCAAGGGACCAGUCACAAAGUGUCUCCUUCUGCACGAAGUCCCCACGGGGGAGAUCGUGGUGCGUCUGGACCUGCAGUUGUUUGAUGAGCCUUAGGAGAGAGGGGCCGAUGUUGGAAUUCAGCCGGAGUUCACUGCAGGAGGUGUCUGCAGAAGCUGUCACCGAGUCCUUGCUGGUGUGGCAUGAAACUACUGCUCGCCCUUCACACGUCAGAGGGUUAUCAAAGCAAACAGGAGCAUCUUUGUGCCUUGAUAAUUCUCACUGAACACAUGAAUCCCAAUUUAGUGAGGAGAUCUUGCUCAAUCUCUCUGUGUGGAACCCGGCGUUGGUUUCCUGGGCUGGUGAAACAACCCUGUUGUUCCUCGUGCUGCAGUCGGGACGGCUGGCAAACCACGUGGGUGGCUGUGCUUGCUCCAGUUGCUCUUUCAUUCCCAUGGAGGAGGCAGUGUGGGUGUGUUUUGGAGGCUUUCUGAGGGCUUUCCCCCUUCAGGAGUUCUGUGCCUAUUGCUCAGCAGAGUGGUGUGUAAAUGUGAGUGAAUGGAAGAAGCAGUUCCGCAGCAAGAAGGUCUUUGAAGAUCUUCGUGAUGGGACUGAAAAGACUUAGAAAAUAAAUAGUCUAUAUCUAUAAACAGAGAAGAUUCUAUUAACAUACCACUUCAUGACUCGUGUCGCCCCGAAAGUAAAAGAUGUCCAGGCGUUCUGCACAGAGAUGAGUUGCACUCCAGAAGAAUCCAGCCCUCGGUCCCUUGGAAGCUGCUGCUGUCCCCAGGGCUGUCAGUGCUGGGGCAGGAAGCCAGGGCUGAGGCACAGAGCCCCGCUGGGGGCCGUGUGUGCUCCCGGUGCUCCUUCACUGCUGCUGCUCCCAGGGGUGGGCGUCACCCGCAGUGGGAAGAAGAAAGUCGUGGCUCCAGCUCGGAAGCGAAGCUGCAGCCGCAGAGCCCGGUGUGCGGCACAGUCUGCGGUGCCCAGGCAGGGGCUGAGCCCGUGUGAGACCGGGAGCGCCGGGGCUGGGGCAGCCCUGUGCUGCAGCUCCCGGGGCAUGCUGGAUGUCACCUGAGAGCCCGUGGUGGUGCAGAGUGGGGAACCCAAAGCCAUCCGGGGAAUGCCAGGGCUCUCCAUCCGUUCCGCUCCAUGGAUAACAACGUCCAGGCCCACAGCCCAGUUUGGCAAAGCUCCUGGCUCCAGGCGGGCACUGGCGUCUGCUGUCCCUCAGGCACACGUGGGAGUGCUCUGCUGAGUCUGGACUGGGGGACAAAAGAUCCCCGAGAGUCAAAUUCCUCUUUGUUCAGCUUGGAUUCCUUUUGUUCAUGCCCUGCCACACAUCCACUGGUAUUUUUGUAAGGACUUCAUUCCGGAUGGGAGGUGCCAGCCCGUGUCAUUCGCAUGUGAACGUUCUCGUGGAGCUGUUGUUAGGUUUUGGUGUUCCUUGCAUGUCCUUUCAGUACUGGUUCCCACCUCUCCUGUGUCGGCGGUGUUCUCUAGCACUCCAAGUCUUAUUGGUUUCCAUUAGGAAAUUAGGAUAUAUCCAUAACAGGUAGGUAGAUCAGUAUGGUAAUAAGUGUAAACUGUGCUGGGAAGUGUCUGUGUAUUAUAAUUUCCUAAAAGACCACUGUAAUGUUUCAAGCAAUGGGAAGGAAAAAAAAAUGUAUGUAGGAGGGACAACAAAGUUUACAUUUCAUACUUUUCAGAAUCGCUUUAUUAUUUAUUUAUUGAAGAUAGUGUAGAAUUUUGUAUCAGAAAUGACAGACAUACUUAUGUAUUUUUUGAAACAAAACAGAGAUACACACUUUAGUUAGAAACUUUCAACUGACCACAUUUUAGAGGGAGUGUGACUUCCUAGGCAUGCAUUUGUUUACCACUAACUGGCUGAAAACACGAUUAAGAGAACUUUAAGUUUCUAUUUUUCAAUGUUGUUAAGAAAAUUGUUUCAAUUAAAAUAUGUAAAUAGUACUAAACCCAUGCUUUCCUAAUUCCAUAUCAAUACAUUUUAUUAAAUAUAAUGUAUAUGAAAAUACACAUUGUUGUGGUAGGAUAAAAAAGUGAUAAAAUCUAUUACUGGAGUACCAUUAAAUGUCAUUGUCCAACCUUUCA
Messenger RNA from Prinia subflava (tawny-flanked prinia), 7379 nucleotides. It is a transcript of the gene ITSN1, whose product is annotated as intersectin 1. Gene Ontology annotation, molecular function: calcium ion binding; protein binding; guanyl-nucleotide exchange factor activity. NCBI's taxonomy places the organism in Eukaryota, Metazoa, Chordata, Aves, Passeriformes, Cisticolidae. The record is from RefSeq and is a predicted model, not a curated record. The transcript is spliced from 39 exons. Gene Ontology annotation, cellular component: presynaptic membrane; intracellular vesicle; cytoplasm. Bases 192 to 5384 code for a protein of 1730 amino acids. Gene Ontology annotation, biological process: endosomal transport; clathrin-dependent synaptic vesicle endocytosis; positive regulation of Rho protein signal transduction.